Messenger RNA from Leptopilina boulardi, 1423 nucleotides. RefSeq names its product transmembrane protein 43 homolog (gene Tmem43). Bases 214 to 1416 code for a protein of 400 amino acids. Gene Ontology annotation, cellular component: nuclear inner membrane. The record is from RefSeq and is a predicted model, not a curated record. Lineage: Eukaryota; Metazoa; Arthropoda; Insecta; Hymenoptera; Figitidae. Gene Ontology annotation, biological process: nuclear membrane organization. The transcript is spliced from 6 exons.
UUCCGACCCAUGAUCGUUCCAACCUUCCAACCUAACCUUCAAUAAGAACUGUCAUUGUACUGUCACUUCAAAUCAACAAUGAAUAUAAAUCAUUUAUAUUAUUACAAUUCGGAAUUUCUUCGAAUAUGCAUUUAAAUAUUGAAAAAAUGUAUAUAAUGGAUUAUUGAAUUUUAUAAAAAAUUGUGGGGUAGAAUUUAUUUUUAACUUUAAAAAAUGCAACGAGCAAAUCAAAAUGGUCCAAUUAAUAUUAAUGCAAAUCAUCAAAGGCAACCAAUUCGAGAUAUUAGACCACAGGGUUUAAAUAAUUCUGCAAUGUCUGUCUCGGAUCAAUUGAAGGAAUCAUGGUUUACUGCUAUUUUUAGUUCAAUACUAUUUGCAAUUGGCAUGUGCCUUCUUUUUUGGAACGAGGGUAAAGCUGUAAAAGUAGCCCAUUCUUUAGACGAAGCUUUAAGUAAUGUUGUAAUAUUUUCUAAUCCAGUCGAUUUUGACAAUGAAUAUGAAGGUCGUUUAGUUUAUUUCUCAGGACCUAUAGAGGUGGUGGAACCUUUAACUGAACCAGAAUAUGGAAUUAUUGUUGACAGUGUGAGAUUAAAAAGAAGAGUACAAAUGUUUCAAUGGACUGAGAUCAAGGAGGAGACAUACGAUUUGCCCGCUGAUUAUUAUUAUACACAGGAAUGGAAAGAUAAAUUAAUAGAUUCUGAUCGUUUUUAUAUACGAUUUGGACAUGAAAAUCCAAGGGAAAUUCCAAUAAAAAGUCAAGUACAAAUUGCAGAUGAAGUUAGAAUUGGAGCUUUUGUUUUUGGCACAGAAUUAAAGAAGAAAUUUACUGAUUAUGUGGAAGUUACAAGUGAUGAAAGACCUGAACGAAAGGAUAUAAAAAUGCAUUCAGGAUUGUAUUAUCAUAGUGAUGACUUGUGGAAUCCGAAGGUUGGAGAUAUUCGAAUACAAUUUUCAUACGCAGGAAAAGCUGGAGAUAUUUAUUCAAUUGUUGGAUUACUUUCAAAUGGAAAAAUAGAACCAUAUAUUACCACUCAUGGAGAGGAGAUUUUGCUUCAACGCAAACACCAAGUGACAAUAGAUCAAAUGUUUCAUCUCGAACAUGUUAACAAUUAUUGGAGAACUUGGAAAAUGAGAGGAUUAGGAUGGGGUUUUCUCUUCCUAGCAGCAACGUUUAUGGCAAAGAUUUUGAAAACUGUAGUUUUAAAUUCAAAUCUUCUGCACAGUUUAAUUGACUUGGAUUCAUUGAAUUUGUCAGUUUCAAUGUCAAUAACUUUAUUGGUAGUUGGAUUUGCUUGGGUGUGGUAUCGACCAAUUGUCGGUUUAUGUUUGGCUUUGGCUUCUAUUUUGCCAUUUAUGUAUUCAACUUUUUUUAAAAAUCCUUCAAAUCAACAGAGAGAUGAGUACCGAAGACUUUAACUCUUUC